AGAUCAGAUUCUCUCAACAGAGACCUCCCGUCAGCGCAGAUAUCCAGACAAUGGCACCCACAAUGGCUGCAGCAAUGACCGAUCCUCAGAGGCAAAUGUCUCCAAACCAUAAGCUCAGAAAGCCUCUGGUGGAGAAGUUACGCAGAGAGCGAAUCAACAGCAGCAUCGAGCAGCUCAAGUCUCUCCUGGGUCCAGAGUUCCUCAAGCAGCAGCCAGACUCCAAGCUGGAGAAAGCAGACAUCCUGGAGAUGACCGUCUGCUUCCUGAGCCGACUGCAGCAGCAGCAGCAGCAGCAGCAGCAGGAGCAGCAGCAUCCAGAUGUGGUGACCAGAGCUGCUGAUCAGGGCUACUCCAGAUGUGUGCGAGAGGUGGCACACUUCCUGUCCAAAGACCAGCUGGAGACAAAGUCCCAAAGAAGACUGCUGGACCACUUCAAUAAGCAGCAGACUUCCUCUGACAAGAACCUGAAAGAGGCUGACUUCUCUUCUCUGAACGCAGCAGUCCAGAGAAGCGUCAAUAAAGAAAAUAAUCCCAUCAACAGCGCCCUCUGGCGGCCGUGGUAGACAUCUACAAACUGAAGUCACUACCGUGAAAAAGUGUACCAGACUGUAUCAUGUAUUCCUUCUUCUUUACUUUACUUUGAUUGUGCUUUUUUAUGCACGUUAUCACAUUUCCUAUGGAAAUUACAACAAUAUAUUUCCUUUUAAAAAGAAAUAUUUUUCUUGUUGCAUUGACCAAAUAUUAUUGCCUUUGCAAUUGUGAUUUCACCGUAAAUCUAUGAUUUAUGCCUUAUGCUGAUCAUAAUGGUCAAAAAUGAAACUGUUCAGUUUUUUGAGGACAAAUGUUUAACUGUACCUGAGUUGUCUACUGCGUAGAAUCUUUUAUGUCUUGUGAAUCACCUAAUGCAAAACAUCAUCACCACUGUGAUGACCCAAUGCCUUUAUUUUAGAGGGCUUUGUUCGACUGAUGAUUGAAAACCUAAAUGUCUUUAGUAAGAAAGAGGUAAUUUUCAAUUGUUACUUUACCAAUGUUUUAGUGGGGUUGUCUCACAUUUGAGUGGGGCUUAGGCUCAUGUGAUCUGUUGUAAGGUCAGUCUACUUUAUUCUAAGCUUAUUAAACAUUUAGUGAUUAAUUUGAGUUGCAUUUGCAAAUGCCGGAAAUCCGUUGUCUUUUUAAAAAGACGUUUCUCUUAACUUUAUGCUCUGUGAGCAUACUAUGUCUUGUUGAAAUUUACAAGUUGUCGUUGUGAUGUGUCAUCACUUCCCACUGGACUUUCUGUACUUUAUGCCUUGUGCCUUUAAUAAACAACUGAGCUGAA
Messenger RNA from Fundulus heteroclitus (mummichog), 1318 nucleotides. Its product is annotated as transcription factor HES-5. The coding region runs from base 51 to 563 and encodes 170 amino acids. NCBI's taxonomy places the organism in Eukaryota, Metazoa, Chordata, Actinopteri, Cyprinodontiformes, Fundulidae. Gene Ontology annotation, molecular function: DNA-binding transcription factor activity, RNA polymerase II-specific; protein dimerization activity; RNA polymerase II cis-regulatory region sequence-specific DNA binding. Gene Ontology annotation, cellular component: nucleus. The transcript is spliced from 2 exons. Gene Ontology annotation, biological process: regulation of transcription by RNA polymerase II; anterior/posterior pattern specification; regulation of neurogenesis. The record is from RefSeq and is a predicted model, not a curated record.